This is a messenger RNA of Gymnodraco acuticeps, 2767 nucleotides long. It is a transcript of the gene cd40, whose product is annotated as CD40 molecule, TNF receptor superfamily member 5. Gene Ontology annotation, biological process: positive regulation of blood vessel endothelial cell migration; positive regulation of tyrosine phosphorylation of STAT protein; cellular response to interleukin-1. The coding region runs from base 1239 to 2216 and encodes 325 amino acids. The record is from RefSeq and is a predicted model, not a curated record. Gene Ontology annotation, molecular function: antigen binding; CD154 receptor binding. The transcript is spliced from 9 exons. Lineage: Eukaryota; Metazoa; Chordata; Actinopteri; Perciformes; Bathydraconidae. Gene Ontology annotation, cellular component: CD40 receptor complex; external side of plasma membrane.
GCCUUAAAUGGAGCGCGAUUUCCGCCAAAGAUUUGGAAAUUGGUCCGUGCGCAAAGCAUUGUGGGGAUUUUAAGACCGCGGAGGAUACACAUGUGCAGCCUCAAAAUUUCUCGCAACGAAGGACGCCAGCCUCAGCAGAAUUCCAAGCAUCCUGGACAUUGGAACCGUCCUUCGGCGGGACUCGAUGACGUAGCAUCCUUGAAAUAGUGGCUCUGGAGCAGCCUUCCUUGACAUUGAGAAACACCCAGGAGGAGGGAAAAAUAUCCGCACACAAAUGACAUAAUGACCCAGGGUCAUAACAACACACUGAGUAUUCAGUCAGUGUGCAUAUCUGAAAAGGAGAGAAGAGCAUUGUUCACUCGCAGUCAACCAGUUGUGGGAAUCCCCCCUUCGAGAGGGGAGUCUGGGGAAUCCCUGUGUGUGCAGUGUUCAGGCUACUGAGGAGCAGGUGUUGCCGAGAACUGUGAAAACAACACAACCCUUUCUCUGUCAUACAAUUCUUAAGAGGCAAUGUAAAUUGGGUUGUUUAAUUCAAAUAGAAACUUGUGUUGCUGUGAUAGAGGUCCAGAACAAGCAUAUUAUCCUUUUCAAGACGUCAUGGUUACAGCUGCUAUAAUGUGAUUUAGUAAACUGACCUCAGGACUGUUCAUUUAUUGUACUUUACUUUAGUAUACCCAUGUUUUCGGAUUUCUCUAAUUACUUGUUUCUGCAUUACACUUAUUUGCAGCUAUACAGUUACUGAUUUAUUUGUAUUUGAAUAUUAUUUUACUAACAAAACAUACACUUAGUUUUUAAGCAACAUGUUGCUUUAGAUUAAAUUGAGUCAAAUAAUCCAAUAAUAUAAUAGUAUAUUUUACUUCUUCUCAUAAGUAGCCGUUACUUUAACUUAUAACAACUUCAAAUACAGUUUGCUUAUAUUUCACCUAUUCUAAAAUACACAAAUAUAAUUUAAGUUGACUAUUUGUCCACUCCGGUGUUUUACUUGUAUGGUAUUUUUUCCAACACUGAUAUUUUGUUCUUAAAGUUUAAAAUACUUCUCUGGAAAAUCACCACUCUGGAUUCGCUGUGGAUGCCUUUGCAUUUACAGGAAAUGGUCAUCCCUGACCUAAAAUAAAAUUCACGGAGGAAAUCCCCUCUCUCAGCUCCACCUAUGCUCCACCCUCACAAACAGUCUAACCGUUUAUAGUUAGGAGGGGAGGACAGAGCAGACACACUGUGACCGUGGAGAGAGAGACAACAUGCUGGGAACUAAGAUGCAUCUACUGCUGCCGAUACUGCUUCUGGGUUUCAUGGUUAUGAACUCUGCUCAGCUACAAUGUGACCCACUGACCCAGUAUGCGAAUGUGAAUGGCGAUUGCUGCAAAAUGUGUGGUCCAGGGACCAGAAUGUCUUCCUCCAGCCUUUGUCAAGAUCCUGGAUGUAAAGAAUGUCGGGACAAUGAAUAUCAGGAUAAAUACACAAAUAAUACCAAGUGUGACCGUCAGCGCUAUUGUGACCCAAAUAUAAACUUCCAGGUUAUUGUCCAUAAGAGCAAGAAGGAGCGCAGCACCUGCCUGUGUCAGGAGGGGUUUCACUGCUCCAGUGCUCAGUGCAUCACCUGUGUGCCACACACCACCUGUACACCUGGAGAUGGGGCUCUAUUCAGAGGCAACCAUACGCAGGACACAGUUUGUCAGAAAUGCCCAGAAAGCACAUUCUCCAAUGACAGCUCUUGGGAUGGUCCCUGUAAGCAAUGGACAGAAUGUGAGAGUGGAGACCAUAUUCAACAAAGUGGAACAGACGUAUCUGACAAUAUCUGUGGGGCAAAUCGGAAUCAUCACAUUUUGAUCGGUGUUAUUGUUCUUUUAGUGCUUCUUGCUGCACUUGGAGUUGUGCUUUGUAUAGCUUAUAAAGGUCAACGAGAUGAUGCAAGAGGAAAGGGCUGUUUUCAAUCGUGUUGGGGAGAAAAUAGGGAGCUGCUGAGAGAGACCACAGUUGACAUGACACAGCCGACUGCAGAAGAAGAGCUGCUGUCCCACCCGCAGGAGGAGGGCGCCGGAGUACCCGAGGAAAACGAGGAUCAUCCGAGCUACGAGAAUGCAUCAGAUGGCCUUUUCUCUGAUAAUGGAAACGUUGUGACUCAAGACAUUGGGAUCUCGUCAAAACUCUCCCGACAGGAAUCUCAACCACACACACUGACAGGCGAUCCACCGCUGCUGAACUCAGAUAGUAGUUGAUUAUUUGAAGUUAGGAUUGUUGAGCAUUGUUUCCCCAUUUGUACAUAAUUCACUCCUCUUCUUAAUAUGUAUAUAGUUGCCUUUAGUGUUAGAAAUAACUUGUAAUGAUUACAUUUUAGUGUCAAAAUACUAAAAGUGUGGCACACUACAGUAUUUUAAUUAACAAAGUAGCCAUUUUUAGCCAAGUGUUUUGUGGUCAUUUCUCUGUCUUUAUAUUGUGAUGUCAUCCGCUUAUUUGCAAAUUCACAUCUUUUUUUUGCACAACUCAUUAUGAUAAUAAUUGUGCAUUGAAUCGGCAUGUUCUUUUAAGCGUUUUACUUGCAUUAAAAAUGUUUGACACAAUCAGAGUUUCACGUUUUGUACAGUUAAGUGUGUCUGGUCUGUCUUAUGAAUGGGGUCUUAAAAGAAAUCCCAUAAUGCCUUGUGGUGAUAUAGCCUGUAGCCUAUGCUAAUGCUAUGUGCGACACCUUGAGCCCAAUCCUUUUUGCCUAAAUGUGUGUGAAGUUCAAAAUAAUGCUACAUUAAAAGUAUGCCGAGUCAUCUGCAAGCUG